This is a messenger RNA of Lingula anatina, 3209 nucleotides long. RefSeq lists its product as uncharacterized. NCBI's taxonomy places the organism in Eukaryota, Metazoa, Brachiopoda, Lingulata, Lingulida, Lingulidae. The record is from RefSeq and is a predicted model, not a curated record.
ACAGCCCCGCACUGCAACGUGAGCCUGGUGCCAACGCUACGUCUGUUGUUACUGACCCCGUAGUUGCAGUCCAGAGUGCUGCGGUAGCGACAGGAAGAAGAAUCAGUCUACAGAUUGUCCCAGUGACCGUGAGCGGCGGCAAUGGUGGACCGAUUAUUGAAACUUAUGCAUUUUUAGAUAAUGGAUCUGAUCACAGUUUAUGUUUACACAGUUUAGCUGAAAAGUUAGGUGCCAGUGGGAAACCUAUCCAGUACAGUGUCAGUACAGUUAACGAUGAAAGUUGCGUAAACCAAGGACAAGAAGUACAGCUAGAAGUGAAAGCUAUCAAUAGCCAACAAGGAUUGAUUCUAGAUCAAGUUUGGACGACCGACAGACUACCGAUCUGUGAAAAGAACAUUCCAAAUAACUCCGACAUUUCAGAGUGGAGCCAUUUGAAAGAUGUCCAACUGCCAGAGCUAGAUGACAAAACAGUUACCAUUCUCAUCGGUAAUGAUCACCCUGAAGCUCAUUGGCGCAUAGAAGAGAGACGAGGCGAUAAGAAACAACCGUACGCGAUCCGAACGAUUUUAGGAUGGACUAUAUUAGGUCCCAUGAAAAGACCAAAUGAUGGUGACGUCACGGUUAAUUUCAUUCAUGCAGACCAGGUACUCGGAUGUGACAAUUCUCUGAGAGGCUGCGAUUCCAUUUCUACCCAGCUAAGCAAGAUUUACAACAGUGAAUUCAGUGAGUCUUCAGUUAGCAGCAGCCAAUGUAUGUCGUUAGAAGAUAAGAAAGCGAAGAGGAUCAUGGAUGAGUCCGUAGUAUUUAUUGACGGACAUUACCAAGUUUCACUUCCUUGGAAGUCAGACGAGCUCUUACCCAAUAACAAGCCAGCAGCUGAAAAGCGCUUGAAUCUGCUCAAAAGACGUUUACAGCGUGACGAAAAACUACGAGAGAAGUAUACUCAAGCUGUUCAGGAGUAUAUUGAUAAAGGACACGCUCAGAAGAUUGACCACAGAAAUAUGCAUAAUAACAGCAAUUCUGUUUGGUACUUACCUCAUCACCCUGUGAUCAAUUCAAAGAAGUCCAAAAUUAGAGUUGUCUUCGAUUGUGCAGCGAAAUAUGCAGGCGUUUCGCUGAAUGAUUCCUUGUUACAGGGUCCGGAUUUAACCAAUUCACUCAUUGGAGUUCUCCUUAGAUUCCGCCAGGAGAAGAUAGCUAUUGUUGCUGAUAUUGAGCAAAUGUAUCAUCAAGUGAGAGUGCACCCUGAUGAUCGUGACGCCUUACGAUUCUUAUGGUGGCCGGCAGGAGAUCUCAGCAAACAACCAGAAGAAUACCAAAUGUUAGUCCACGUGUUUGGUGCUACUUCCUCUGCAAGUUGUACAGUCUACGCUCUCCUCAAAAAUGCAGAAGAUCAUGGAAAGGACUUUGAUUUCCAGACCGUUGAAACUGUCUACAGAAACUUCUAUGUUGACGAUUGCUUAAAUUCUGUAGAGACUGUCGAUGAAGCUAAGAGGAUGAUCACUCAACUCACCUCAUUACUGCAGAAAGGUGGAUUUCAUCUGACCAAGUGGAUAUCGAACCAGGAGGAAGUUCUAUCCAGUGUGCCCACAGCGGAGCAAGCACCGUCGGUCAGAAAUGUAAACUUUGACAAACAGCCGAUAGAACAUGCGUUAGGCGUACAGUGGAACAUAGAAAAGGAUACAUUUGGAUACUGCGUCCGUGAAAGGGAUGUAAAGAAUACCCGCAGAGGUAUUUUGUCAUUUAUUGCAUCGAUAUAUGAUCCACUGGGUUUUGCAGCGCCACUUAUUCUCAAACCUAAACAGAUACUCCAAGAAUUGUGUCGGGAAGGCAUUGCGUGGGACAGUGACUUACCUGCAGAGCAUCUUAAUGCAUGGACACAGUGGAGAGAAGGAUUGGACAAUUUACAAACAAUUGAAGUACCAAGAUGCUACAAAUCACCUCAAUUAGCAGAUAUUCAGUCCAUUGAACUUCACCAUUUUUCAGAUGCCUCGUUAUCCGGCUACGGCAUUGUUUCCUACUUGCGAUUUGUUGAUAUUAACCAGCAAGUAUCUUGCAACAUUGUCAUGGGAAAAUCACGUGUAGCGCCUCUGAAAUCAGUGACUGUUCCACGAAUGGAGCUGACAGCUGCUACAUUGUCUGCGAAAGUUCACAAACAAAUUAUGGAGGAGCUACAACUGCCCAUUCAUCGUGUUGUUUUCUGGACAGAUUCUACGAUUGUUCUCCAGUACAUACGGAAUUCCGCGACCAGAUUCCACGUUUUUGUUGCCAAUCGUUUACAAAUGAUACAUGAUGUUUCAUCCCCAUCGCAGUGGUAUCAUGUUGAUUCAGAUCAGAACCCGGCAGAUUACGCUUCCAGAGGAAUACAGCUCAGAAGUGAUAACGGUGAUGACAUACAGCGUUGGUUACAUGGCCCAGCUUUCUUGUACCAGCCCGAGAUACACUGGUCGAAACAACCAGAUAAUCUACAUGAAAUUCCAGAAAAUGACAGAGAAGUGAAACGUAAAUCAGCACAGAUACACGUCACUACGUCGUCGGAAGUAUUGGACGGUGUAGAGCGAUUGUUACAUCAUUUCUCAUCAUGGUAUGCGUUACAGAAAUCAGUUGCCUGGAUUUUGCGUUUCAAACGCUACUUAUUGUCCCGCGUGAGACAAUUGACAGUAGAUAGAAACAAUGGCCCAUUAACAGUACAGGAAAUCGCGCUUGCUACUGAUGCCAUCGUGAUGUAUGUACAAGCAAAGUCAUUUCACAAAGAGUACAACGUUGUAUCAUCUGCAAUGACCAAAAAACCCGAUUCCAAGGGAUGUGUGAGCCCAUUGCGCAAGCUAUCUCCGAUCAAAAUUGAAGGGAUUCUGUGUGUAGGAGGACGUCUCCAGAAUGCAGCGAUAUCUACCUCACAGAAACACCCGAAAAUUCUUCCGCAUGAUCAUCACGUCACUGAAAUCAUUGUGCGACACUAUCACAUUAAAGAAGGACAUGUGGGAGCAUAUCACGUGUUAUCUGUGAUACGUCAAGAAUUUUGGAUAACGCGUGGAUUGUCAACAGUGAAAAAAGUCAUUCGCAAGUGCAUGGUGUGCCGCAGAUGGAAUGCAGUUCCCAGUAGUCAAGUUAUGGCCCCACGCUCCGACCAGCAAAGAACUUUGAAAAAGGUGACUUUGUUUUGCUUAUUGAUGAAAAUGCCUUUCGUGGUCAGUGGCCUAAAGGACUGA